AUGCAAGAUUUAAAUGUGAUAGAUUUCCACAAAUAUCUCAGAUUCGACAACGAAACACUACAAAUGUUGUUAAAGAUGGUGGGCCCUGAAAUUCAACGUAGUGACACACCUAUGCGACAAAAUAUUUCAGCGAAAGAACGUAUACUUGUAACUCUACGAUAUCUUGGAACGGAAGAAAGUUAUCCUGAACUUAUGUUUCAGGAUAACUUUCUUUCGUUUGCUUACUUUUACUUAACACAAUCGAUAAGUCAAAUUAUUCCUGCGACUUCCUUUGCAAUUUACAAAGCAUUAAAAAGAUUUUCUCAAGCUUUAAAAAGGAAUUGGAAAUGCCAUUCCUGCAAUCGGAUCACGCGACGCAAGGAGGACAACACACCGGUUCGUAGACAACUCUCUCCACUAUCCACUACUGCUGCGGAUGACACGAACUUGUCAUGCGGCGAGGUUCUGGGGACCUCCGAGGGGCAGGUAAAUGACAGCCAAUUAGAUAGUAAUUCUACUACGACCUCCAACCCUCCCGCUGCGGCAAUAAUAUACGACCAGUUUGGGGCGCUGCUUGAUUGUAAGCUAUCCAAGAUAAGUAUUGAUAUAAAAGAGGACAUUACCCACCUCCGUGAAUGCCUCGACGCCUUGAACACCAAACUGGCCGACUAUGAUCGGCGAAUAAAGUCUCUUGAGUCCGUAGAAAAAGAAAAUAAUAUCCUUAAGGCCACCGUUGCCGAUCUGCAGUCUCGUUUAAACAGCCAAGAACAGAUUGCCUUAGGAAAUGAGCUGGAAAUAUCGGGUCUGGAAGAAACACCAAAUGAAAACCCAACUCACUUGGUAUUGACUGUCGCCGCUAAACUGGGCAUUGAGCUUCAGGACAUGGACUUAAAUUACGCACACCGAGCUGGUCCCAAAAACCAAAACAAAAAGACUAACGUGGGUGGGAACCGUAAACUUCAGCGUUCCUUGGUGGUUGCUUUCACCCGCCGAGCUAAACGUGAUGAAUUUCUUAAACACGCGAAAGCUAGAAAAAAUCUAAAGAGUAAGGACAUUCUGAAUCAUGGGCCUGAAAAUAUGAUCUACGUAAAUGAGCGUCUUACUGGUGAAAAUCGACGGUUAUUUCGUACUACGAGAGCAUUCGCAGUCGAACAAGGUUACAGGUUUUGCUGGCUGCGAAACGGAUGCAUAUUUAUUAGGAAAGGGGAUGUCAAGGACGGGAGCCCCGCAAUCCGUAUUAAGUCCGAAAGUGAUCUCAGCCGCCUGCUCUCUGCCCAAACCAAACCGGAUACGGCAGCCACUUAA
Messenger RNA from Parnassius mnemosyne (clouded apollo), 1284 nucleotides. NCBI's taxonomy places the organism in Eukaryota, Metazoa, Arthropoda, Insecta, Lepidoptera, Papilionidae. The record is from the annotation of a GenBank genome assembly.